Messenger RNA from Seriola aureovittata, 2957 nucleotides. Its product is annotated as actin nucleation-promoting factor WAS. Lineage: Eukaryota; Metazoa; Chordata; Actinopteri; Carangiformes; Carangidae. The coding region runs from base 1457 to 2527 and encodes 356 amino acids. The record is from RefSeq and is a predicted model, not a curated record. The transcript is spliced from 9 exons. Gene Ontology annotation, biological process: actin filament organization.
UGCAUCUAUUUGUAAGAAAUUGGUUGUUCUUGCUGUAAAAAAAGAGAGACUGUGUGUGGAAGUCAUAAAAGAAAUUUAUUAUGCAAGAUUACAUCCAGCUAAUACGACCCGAAGGGACUUUUGUUAUAAUUAUGAGGGUAUUGUGACAUACAUCAAAGCACAUUCAAACCAUGAGAAGUUGAGGCGUUGACAUGCCUCUUGUACAGAUCCAUCAACCCUACCAGACAUUUCCGUUCACUUGAAAUUUCUUCCUCUGAGAGGCUCUGCAAGGCCAUUAAUGCUUCCUGCUGUAUAAUGUUAACUCAUUGAGUUUUCGGCAGAAAUUGUGUUCACUUUUUCACUAAAAUGUUGAAUAAACUGAGGAAAAUGAAAACUCAAGAGCUUCAGAGAGAAACUUUGGCACUUUUUAAGGAUAGAACAAAAUAUCGAUAUGGAAAUGUAUUGUAUUACUUAAUAUUGUGAUGUGUUAUCCAUACACUAGGGCCAAAUAUCAAUAUUUUUUAUAACAUGCACGUACUCUAAAUGGAUGUGUGUGUGCGGGUGCCAAGACUGCCUUUUGUUUCAUCUUAGUUGUCAAAUUCUGUGAAACUGACGUCACAAUGCAGUGAAUAAAUAGAUUAGGGAUAUUUUGACUCUUCACUUACACAGAUAUCGUGAUGUAUCACAGAUGAUUGCAAUGUAUUAAGUAUCGCAUUACUGUAUCGUGAUACCAUUGUUGUGCAUCUUGUGCAAUGUAUUGUGAUUGUAUCAUAUUGUGACUCCAACCCCUAACACAAUGUAAAAAAUAUUCCAUUACAAAUAAGUCUUGCAUUGAAAAUUUUAAUGUAUCUUAAAGUAUCAAAUUUAAAAGUAUUCAUUGGCCAGUUUGGUGAUGCUAAUUUUAUCUAUAAUUUAAUAAUAUAUCAUAUUUGAAAGACUCAUAUCAUUUCUAUGUCAAACACAAAUCUCAACUUAAAGAGUCAGUAUUUAUGUUGCAAAGUAGAAGUAUAAAGCAGCAUAAAAUGGAAAUACUCAAGUAAAGUACAAGUAUGUCAAAACUGAACUGAAGUACAGAACUAAUGCACUUUGUUAUUUUCCACCACUGGUUGUAGAUUGUAUCUGUUUAUCUUUUAAGAGUUUCAUGCAAAGACAGCACAUGCAAGUUAAAAGGUGACAUGCAGUACCUUUAAAAAGUCACAUUUUGAAUACUUAUGAUUAACAAAUGUCUUCUUACCAUCCUGACGCCUGAUCCAUUGACUGGACACUGUACCAACCUACACUAUACUUCAUUUGGUUACUGAAAGCCACAGUGUAGAAUAAGUCAAAUAAAUUUGCAUGGAUACCUGCUGCACUGGAAAUAUAUUCACAGCAGUUAUGGUUAGGAGUGGGUUCAGUGGAUACAUCUAGAGAGGGUGAAAGAACGAGGUUAGAGAGAGUGGCACUGAACAGAGUAACAAGUGAAAACAAGGGUCUUGUGAUGGCAUCUAGUCUGAUUCCUGGAUGUCAUGUAAUGAGCGAUCUUCUGACAAUCCGUGAGAAAGGUAUCCUCUUCACUCUGCUCGAACCUCAGUGUAAGCUGAUCAAAACUACAGUGGCACAGGUACUAGAGGCCAAAGAGCCCCAGCAUGAGAGUCCAGGCUGGCAUCGUCUAGGUUGUGGUGUGGUGUGUCUCAUUGAGGAUCAAUCUGUUCACUCAUACUUCCUGCGUCUAUAUUGUGUCAAGCGUGCCAAGUUACUGUGGGAGCAGGAGUUGUAUAUCCCAUUCAAGUACACUGCAAAUUGCACAUUCUUCCACACUUUCCCUGCAGAUGGCCAUCAGAUAGGCUUCAACUUUGCAAAUGAGACGGAGGCAGAGGAAUUCAAUCUUUCAGUAAAAGCUGUCCAAAGAAAACAAGAAAAGAUUACUGACACGAUUCAGAUGGCAAACACUGAAACAAUGGACCCACCAAAUUCAAGAAUGAGACCAGUGGAACAUUUGGAUAGGGAGGAGCAUUUCCCCGUGGACGCACUAUGCAACAUAGAUCCACCAGCCACCAGUUCAUUUAAGGAUCUGGACCCCGCCAUGAGACGGCUGUUGAUGCAGGCAAAACUCCCUGUGGAAGAGUUGAAAGACAAAGACAUUGCUGAGGCUGUCGACUGCAUCAUAAACAAAUUCGGAGGACUAAAGGCUAUACAGAGAGAGUUGAGGAACAAAGGCCCAGUCUCUCAGACAUUGCCUAGAGCUGCAGGGGCAUCCAUCUCCAUUGCUCUGAAGGAAAGGCCUUUGCCUCCAGUCCCCUCCAUCAAAGGCAACAGCACCUACCAGCAGACACCACAGGGCACAAAGAGAGUGGACCAGCUUCAGAUUCCUCCUCCUCCACCUGCUCCAGCUGUUCCAGAAAGGAUGAGAAAGAGUGCAAGUUUCAAACAUAUGGGCUCCUUAGCAGAUCCAGAAAGAGGUGAUCUAGUCCUGGCUGCGUUGAGAAAAGUGUUCAUACAAAAGCAGCUGGACCAGCAAAACACAAGUACAAACGAACCAGAUGGGAUCUGCACCUUUAAGAAGCCUUGAUUUUUAACUAUGAUAAAUAUAUUUAAGAUUUGUGAUACUUGAGAUGCUGCUUUUUCUCUCGCUGGAUUAACCUGCCAUGAUAGCUACUAACCUUUUAUUUGCAGUGCACACAGCAGACUGUAAAUGGAAACUUUAUUUUUGCCAUGAUAAUCAAAAAAACGAUAAUAACAUUACCUGGUUGGACUGUAUUUAUCCCUGUUUGCACAAUUGUACGCAGCAUCUUGCCACUUCAACAAAUACACACAAUAAAGACGUUAAUUAGUAGCGCAGAGCUAAAAAGGGUGAAUAUUGGAAUUCUUCAUUUGAGAGGUGGCCAGAUGUUGCUCUAUAACUGCUGGAUGUGUAAAUAAGCAACUGUUUUUUCAUGAAAACUAAAGAGAUGAUACUUAAAUGUUGUGUUCAUGAUUUGUUUCUGCUUCAAAGUGGUGAA